AAACGGUAUAAGUGCAACGACUGCGAGCUAGCCUUCCGACGCGCAGAGCACCUUUCUCGGCACGUCCUGACACAUAGCGGAGAUAAGCCUUUCCCGUGCGGAGUGUGCUCGAGGGGAUUCUCCAGGGUUGACGCCUUGCGAAGGCAUGCUCGGAUC
Molecule: messenger RNA, 156 nt
Organism: Fimicolochytrium jonesii
Lineage: Eukaryota; Fungi; Chytridiomycota; Chytridiomycetes; Spizellomycetales; Powellomycetaceae
Exons: 1
Biological process (GO): regulation of transcription by RNA polymerase II
Cellular component (GO): chromatin
Molecular function (GO): RNA polymerase II cis-regulatory region sequence-specific DNA binding; DNA-binding transcription factor activity, RNA polymerase II-specific
Source: RefSeq, a predicted model, not a curated record